AUGGCCGCCCGAACCGCAGCUCAACGGCUCCCACCUCGAUCAUCAGCCUCUGUACUACUACGCCCAGCGAGAACUUUCUCUCCCAUUUCUCGCCGCGCCUUCAUCUCCCUGCCGGACAGCCCUCAGCAGAGCCUCGUCGCCACUCGCACUCUCCCCUACCGUCACGAACCCCUCUACGAGCUCAUUGCAGACGUCGACUCCUACUCGGCAUUUGUGCCGUACUGUUCGCAGUCCAAAGUCACAAAAUGGUCCGCGCCAGACUCUUCCGGCCGCAGCUGGCCUACCCUCGCCGACUUGCAGGUCGGCUGGGGCGGCUUUGACGAGACCUUUACUAGCCGCUUGCGUUGCGUGCCUGGCGUCUCCGUUGAGGCUCGCAGCGGCGGCUCUGCUUUAGGCGGCCCUGCGCAAGAUGCGUCCGCCGUCUUCAAGACCCUCGAGACUAUCUGGUACCUGACGCCAAUCGCUCGCCAGUCCGCAACGCCAUCAACUGAGGUUAAACUCACUAUCAAAUACCAAUUCGUAAACCCGCUUUAUGCCGCGCUCAGCGCUGCGGUAUCCGACAAGAUCGCGGGCCUCAUGAUUGAAGCCUUUGAGAAGCGGGUUCACUACAAGUUGGGAGCUCAGCAGCGUCUUUAG
Trichoderma gamsii is the source of this 636-nucleotide messenger RNA. RefSeq lists its product as hypothetical. Gene Ontology annotation, molecular function: ubiquinone binding. Gene Ontology annotation, biological process: ubiquinone biosynthetic process; cellular respiration. The coding region runs from base 1 to 636 and encodes 211 amino acids. The transcript has a single exon. The record is from RefSeq and is a predicted model, not a curated record. Lineage: Eukaryota; Fungi; Ascomycota; Sordariomycetes; Hypocreales; Hypocreaceae. Gene Ontology annotation, cellular component: mitochondrion.